Messenger RNA from Sapajus apella (tufted capuchin), 813 nucleotides. RefSeq names its product signal recognition particle subunit SRP68-like. The transcript has 4 exons. NCBI's taxonomy places the organism in Eukaryota, Metazoa, Chordata, Mammalia, Primates, Cebidae. Gene Ontology annotation, biological process: SRP-dependent cotranslational protein targeting to membrane. Bases 115 to 606 code for a protein of 163 amino acids. The record is from RefSeq and is a predicted model, not a curated record. Gene Ontology annotation, cellular component: signal recognition particle, endoplasmic reticulum targeting. Gene Ontology annotation, molecular function: protein binding; 7S RNA binding; endoplasmic reticulum signal sequence receptor activity.
UAAUUUAUUAUUCAAAAUAGUCUCAGCCUGGCCGAGUCAGUUUUGUUUGUGGUUUCUUACAGGGGCUACUGUUCCCGUAGACAAAGACGUCUUCGAAAAACACUCAACUUCAAGAUGGGGAACAGACACAAAUUCACAGGGAAGAAAGUGACUGAAGAUCUGCUGACUGAUAAUAGAUACUUGCUUCUGGUUCUGAUGGAUGCCGAAAGAGCCUGGAGCUAUGCAAUGCAGCUCAAACAGGAAGCCAACACUGAACCCCGAAAACGGUUUCACUUGUUAUCUCGCCUACGCAAAGCUGUGAAGCAUGCAGAGGAAUUGGAACGCCUGUGUGAGAGCAAUCGUGUAGAUGCUAAGACCAAGUUAGAGGCUCAGGCUUACACAGCUUACCUCUCAGGAAUGCUGCGUUUUGAACAUCAAGAAUGGAAAGCCGCCAUUGAGGCUUUUAACAAAUGCAAAACUAUCUAUGAGAAGCUAGCCAGUGCUUUCACAGAGGAGCAGGCUGUGCUGUAUAACCAACGUGUGGAAGAGAUUUCCCCUAACAUCCGCUAUUGUGCAUAUAAUAUUGGUGAGCAGGGAUCAAGGCAUUAUACUCAACUUGAGAAUUGACAGGUGGCCCAGUGGGCGUUCAUUGCAGAGAUCCUAGAGAGUCGACAUAACUUUCUUCUCCUCCCUUUGCCUCCACCUUUGGCCUGAGUUUUGGUUGAUGGCAAAAGCAGAAUUGUUGAAGCCAACCCAGCUCAAAAUUACAGAAGAUAGUUCUGCUUCUGUGUCUGUCCUGCUGUGCUGUGUACCCCUGAAGAGCAGUCUUGAGUC